UUUCUAUAACUGGCAGAUAAUUUUUGAAUACUCAAAAGCUACUACGUAUUCAUUAUUAUUAAAAUCAUAAACCUGCUAGGUGUAGUUCGAGCAAGUAUUUGUAUGGUAGAUGAAAAAGUGGAGAUGAACAACGACGGUGAUAGUUACACCAGCAUGACUGCUAACGACCCCAAAAAUGUACAAGAACUCACACAAUAUGUACAAAGCCUAUUACAAAAUAUCCAAGACAAAUUCCAGAACAUGUCUGAUCAGAUUCUAACCAGGAUCGAUGAAAUGGGGAACAGAAUCGAUGACCUAGAGAAAAACAUUGGAGAUCUGAUGACACAAGCUGGAGUUGAGGGACCAGAAAAAUGAACUGUAUGUUUUUAAUAUCUAGAAAUGAAGUUCAUCACUUUUAUGAGUACUUUUAGUUUACAUGUGAUGUAUAUAAUAAACGUUUUAAUCUUUUUUUUUUUAUUGUGUGGCCUACGAAUGAAUAAAAGUCAGUACUCCUAUCACUCAAUGUCUUCACACUAAUGAGCCCUUAGGUGAAACAUCUAUACAUUCAGCCCUAAAUAAUUUCCUGGCUCAUAUCUGUAAUAAAAAUAUAAAUAUGUUGCUGAUAAAUAAAAUUACAAUAUUUUUUAUAA
Messenger RNA from Acanthoscelides obtectus, 629 nucleotides. The record is from the annotation of a GenBank genome assembly. NCBI's taxonomy places the organism in Eukaryota, Metazoa, Arthropoda, Insecta, Coleoptera, Chrysomelidae.